Doryrhamphus excisus (bluestripe pipefish) is the source of this 8488-nucleotide messenger RNA. RefSeq names its product unconventional myosin-IXAa-like. Gene Ontology annotation, biological process: establishment of epithelial cell apical/basal polarity; intracellular signal transduction. Gene Ontology annotation, cellular component: axonal growth cone; myosin complex; actin filament. Gene Ontology annotation, molecular function: GTPase activator activity; microfilament motor activity; ATP binding. Lineage: Eukaryota; Metazoa; Chordata; Actinopteri; Syngnathiformes; Syngnathidae. The record is from RefSeq and is a predicted model, not a curated record.
GCUGCUCCGCGGCGUAGAGAGGAGGCCGACGUGACGUGACGUGAUACGAAACGACGUGACGUGACGACAGGACUGCAGACAGAAGCGGUCUCCCCCCCCAGGAGAGGGAACGCUACACACACAUGAUCGGGACGUUGGGGCGGUUGAUUGUGGAUCUCGUGUCCGGACGCGCGACGCUGGUCUCGGACUGACUUGUUGGCUCUGGCCGCUCUUCCUCGUCGGAGGGCAGCCGCGGACUGGAGGCGGCUCGGUUGGAGAAGGUUGGGAUGUCCUGAGUUCCUACCGGUGGGCCCAGAGAGCGGCGUACUGAUGGGACCGGCUGUGCCACCAUGAGCUUACAAGAUGGCAGCUGCAGUUACGCCAGCAGCGCCAACAUGGCCGCCGCCAGCGGCAGCAUGCGGCGGCGCCUGGAGGACCAGGAGUUCUCCCUGCGCGUCUACCCGGGCUCCCUGGCGGAGGGCACCAUCUACUGCCCUGUCAGUGCCCGCAAGAACACCACAGCGGCUGAGGCCAUCGAAAGCCUCAUUGAGCGGUUACACCUGGAGCGGACCAAGUGCUACGUGCUCGCCGAGGUCAAGGAGUUUGGCGGCGAGGAGUGGAUUCUUAAUCCUAGUGACUGCCCCGUACAGCGCAUGAUGCUGUGGCCCAGGAGCGCCUUGGAGAACCGUGGUGGCCUGGGAAGCGGCGACGAUUACCGCUUCCUGCUGCGAGAGAAGAACCUAGACGGAUCUAUCCACUAUGGCGGCAGCCUUCAGAUGUGGCUGAGGGUGACUGAGGAGCGUCGCCGCAUGGUGGAACGGGGUUUCCUCCCACAACCUGCAGGGAGCGACCCCCCUGCCGAUCUAUGCGCUCUCCCAGAACUCACGGAGCGCGCCCUUUUGGAGAGCCUGCGUGCACGUUUCCGCCAAGAGAAGAUCUACACGUACAUCGGGAGUAUUCUCAUCGUGGUCAACCCCUUCCAGUUCCUUCCCAUAUACAACCCCAAGUACGUCAAACUGUAUGACAACCAUGCGCUGGGCAAGCUGGAGCCGCACAUCUACGCUGUGGCCGACGUGGCCUAUCACGCCAUGCUACAGCGCCGCAAGAACCAGUGCAUCGUUAUCUCGGGCGAGAGCGGAUCUGGGAAAACACAGAGCACCAACUUCCUCAUUCAUCAUCUAACCGCCCUCAGCCAGAAGGGCUUUGCCAGCGGGGUGGAGCAAAUCAUCCUGGGGGCGGGGCCUGUGCUGGAGGCUUUUGGGAACGCCAAGACAGCCCACAACAACAACUCCAGUCGCUUUGGCAAGUUCAUUCAGGUCAACUACCAAGCCAGUGGCACUGUCAGAGGGGCCUAUGUGGAGAAGUACCUGUUGGAGAAAUCCCGGUUGGUCUACCAGGAGCACAAUGAAAGGAACUACCACGUCUUCUACUACCUGCUAGCUGGAGCCAGCGAGGAGGAAAGGACAUCCUUCCACAUGCUCAAACCUGAGGAAUACCACUACCUCAACCAGAUGACAAAGAAAUCACACAAACGCCACUGGGACAAUUACUAUGAGAGCGAGCUGGACUGCUUCAGAGUGGAGGGCGAGGACCUGAAACACGACUUUGAGCGUCUGCAACUCGCCAUGGAGAUGGUCGGCUUCCUUCCUGCCACGCGCAAACAGAUUUUCAGUUUGUUGUCGGCCAUUCUCCACCUGGGCAACAUCCGCUACAAGAAGAAGACAUACAGAGAUGACUCCAUCGACAUCUGCAACCCAGAAGUCCUUCCCAUCGUCUCGGAGCUGCUGGAGGUGAAAGAGGAGAUGCUGCUAGAAGCUCUGACCACCAGGAAGACGGUGACAGUCGGCGAGAGGCUCAUUGUGCCCUACAAACUUGCAGAGGCAGGCACGGUGAGGGACUCCAUGGCCAAAUCAUUGUAUAGCGCCCUCUUUGACUGGAUUGUGUUCAGAACCAAUCACGCUCUGCUCAAUAACAAGGACCUGGAGGACAACUCAAAGGUCCUUUCCAUCGGCGUGUUGGACAUCUUUGGCUUUGAGGAUUACGAAAACAACAGCUUUGAACAGUUCUGCAUCAACUUUGCCAAUGAGCGACUGCAGCAUUACUUCAACCAGCACAUCUUCAAACUGGAGCAGGAGGAAUACAGAGCAGAGGGCAUCACGUGGCACACCAUUGACUACAUCGACAACAGCGGCUGCAUCAAUCUCAUCAGCAAAAAACCCACUGCACUCUUCCACCUCCUGGACGAGGAGUGCAACUUCCCUCAGGCCUCCAAUCAGACCUUGCUGGACAAGUUCAAGCGUCAGCAUGAGGGAAACACCUACAUCGAGUUCCCGGCCGUCAUGGAACCCGCCUUCAUCAUCAGACACUACGCUGGGAAAGUCAAAUAUGGCGUCAAGGACUUCCGGGAGAAAAACACGGACCACAUGCGUCCUGAUGUGGUGGCUUUGCUGAAGAGCAGCAAGAACGCCUUUAUCUGCGGCCUGAUGGGAAUCGACCCUGUGGCAACAUUCCGCUGGGCUGUGUUGCGCGCCUACUUCAGGGCCCUGGUGGCUUUCAGGGAGGCUGGUCGCAGACACACACACAAGAAGACGGGGAACGAUGCUGCCAUCCCCUGUGCCGUUGUGAAAACCGUCGACAGCUUCAGUUUCCUUCAUCACCCAGUUCACCAGAGGAGCCUUGAAAUCCUUCAGAGGUGCAAAGAUGAGAAAUACAGCAUCACCAGGAAGAAUCCCCGCACUCCCUUGUCAGAUCUUCACGGCGCCAACACCUUGAAUGAGAAAGCCAGCUGGGAUGGCUUCAACGGUCGCAGUCCGAGAUCGGGUCGCCUGCCCUCAGCAGCAAGUCCCACCUUGGGAGAGGACGGCAUCUUUGUCAACUCGUCCAACAGCAAACUUCUGGAGCGAGCUCAGGGCAUUUUACUGAGAAACAAAAACUGCAAGCUGAAGCCCACCCUGCCCAAGCACUUGUUAGAUGUGAAGUCUCUGCGCCACCUGAGCAGCGUGACGCUCCACGACCGCAUCACAAAAUCGCUGCUUCACCUGCACAAGAAGAAGAAACCGCCCAGCAUCAGUGCACAGUUUCAGGCUUCUCUCAAUAAACUAAUGGAGACUCUCAAUCAAUCGGAGCCGUACUUUGUUAAGUGCAUUCGCUCCAAUGCUGAGAAGCUGCCGUUACGUUUUAAUGACAGCUUGGUACUCAGACAGCUUCGCUACACAGGCAUGCUGGAAACUGUCCGUAUCAGACAAUCAGGAUACAGCAUCAAGUACACCUUUCAGGAUUUUGUUCGCCACUUUCAUGUGCUGCUGCCACGAGGCACCAGUUCCACCAAAUCAGGCAUCAGGGAGUUCUUCAGGCAGAUCCACCUCCUGCCCGCUGGGUACCAAGUAGGCAACACAACGGUGUUCCUGCGGGAGGCGGAGCGUCAGCGUCUUCAGACCCUCCUCCACCAGGAAGUGCUGCGACGUAUUGUCACGUUGCAGCGCCGCUUCAGGGCGGUUUUGGAGAGGAAGCACUUUGUCAGAUUGAGAGUGGCUGCUUGCGUCAUCCAGCGAUGGUGGCGCCGCUGCCUUCUCAGGCAGUCCGCUAUAGACCUGAGGUUGGAGGAGCAAGCGGUCGUAUGUCUACAGGCGGCCUGGAGGUGCUGCAGGCAGCGCCGGAGGUUCUUGCGGUGCAGGCAUUCGGCGGUUGUGAUUCAGCGGAGCUGGAGGAUUUGCUGCCAUCGAAAGACCAUGGCCGUCAUCACGGUCCAGGCGGCAUGGAGGGGAUUCAUGGCGAGGAGACGCUACUGUGCGGUACACAGGACUGUGACGCAGCUGCAGGUGGUGGCAAGGGGAUACCUGGCCCGGCUCAGGUUCCACGAACUGAAGCAGCAGCUUCAAGCCUCCAUCAUUCAUGACCUCACCACAUCGGAACAGGAAAGAGAGCAGAACCUCUCAGGACCUGCUGAAUGUUCUGCUGUGGUUGGGGUCGAUGUUGCCAAGGAUGUUGACUCUGAUUCAAGUUGGUGUGUCGAUGAAGCAAGUCUCAAGACCCGAUCCAAGAGAGAAAGCAGGCGGAUGAGAGAACUGGAGCAGGCUCAGUUCAGCUUGGAACUUCUCAAAGUCCGCGCCACCAGCGUAGGAACGCCUCCUCAAGAAGAGGCGAGAUCAGACAGCAAUGACUGUUCUGUAGAGGACCAUCACAGACCUUCCCCUCUUGAGUGUCUUACUACUCAUGACAGCUUUAGGCAGCUGACUGUUGAGAAUAUGGAGACAGGGGGUUCUGGAAGCGUUGUACUUGAGGAACGUUCCUCGAUGCUCGAUAGUCAAGAGCCAGUGAGAGAUUCAAACCAUAACGAAAAGCCCAUGGUGGAGUCACCUCACAGGACAGAAGCUCCAAGAGCAACUUUUUACAUCGCUUCUGAUCGAAGUCCAGUUCGAGAAGCAAAAUUUGAAAGCUCCAGUAAAUCUUACAAGGAGAGAAGGGAGUCUGCAUCUAGAAGACCUGUUGUGGUCUUGAUCAGUAUGCAAAAAGAGAGCCCUGUAGAAGAAGGAGUACCCCAAACUCCAGAAAGCGGUUCUCAACUUGGGGGUACACCACUAAUUUCAGGUUUGGAUGUAGACUCUGCGGUUGAACCACCUCAGUCUUCAAGGACUACACCGUCCAAGAGGGGCAGCUUUGAAGAAGGGAAGUCUUCAACCCCUCGUGAAGCAAGUCCAGAAAUACCUGGUCUAUGCUCUAAAGAGGUGGACAUUAACAUCAUUCUGGAGACAAAUCCCAGUCUCGCUCCAGUUCUCCCAAGUCAACAAGAAAGGAAUGCAGGAGCAUGUGGGCAGGGGGGUCCGAGCCCAGUCCUGGACACCAAACCACCCAAAGCCCAAAAGAAGAGUUCGGCUCAGACUGUCAUCGUAAACAUGACAGAGAAACCAACAACCACCAUGUUCUCACCACCCAGACGCAAGCUGCCCUUUUCCAAGUCAGACAAGGAUUUGGUCAACCAGGAAAGAUCCUUGUCCAUGUUCAGAGAUGAUUCCCAGUCUGCUGGAUCCAGAACCAGAGAGGAUUCCCACAAAGAUCAAAAGAAGAUCCAUAAAACAUUGUCAUCAGGAGACCUAGGCAAAGUGGAAGUUCUUAGGAAAACCUCCAGUCAGGAUGGAAGCAGGAUGAGAGGGAAGAUGCGAUUCUGGAGUAAAACAAAACACAGCGAGAAAAAAGUCUUCCUGGAGAAGCCGACCAGCAGUAGCGAGGCCACAGAGACACAUGAGGGCCAGUCUCCACCUCACAGUCCAGAUCCAGAGGCCAUUCCGCAGGGGGGUGUGCGUGACAGUAAGGAGAACAAGGAACCGUCUCCCAAGAUGAAACGACGGCGCAGUGUGAAGAUCAGCAGCAUCGCUCUGGAACCCGCUCAGUGGCAGAACGAUGCACUGCAUAUCCUCACGUCCGCCCACGACUAUCGCACCAUGAAUGACUUCCUUUUGAAGAAGAUCGCUGACCUGGAGAGUGAAAACGGUAAGAAGGACACCAUGGUGGACGUGGUCUUCAAGAAAGCGCUCAAGGAGUUCAGGAUCAACAUCUUCAACUCCUACUCCACCGCUCUAGCUAUGGACGACGGGAAGAGUAUUCGUUACAAGGACCUCUAUGCUCUGUUUGAGCACAUCCUGGAAAAGACGAUGCGACUGGAGCAGCGUGACUGGAGUGAGUCACCCGUGAAGGUGUGGGUGAACACCUUCAAAGUCUUCCUGGAUGAGUUCAUGACCGAGUACAAGCCCAUGGAGGGAACCAUCGGCAGGGCUGCCAAGAGAGAGCGAAAAAAGUCUCGCAAGAAGGAAACUGACAUUGUGGAGGAGCAUCAUGGGCACAUAUUCAAGUCGACCCAGUAUAGCAUCCCGACCUACUGCGAGUACUGCUCCUCCCUCAUCUGGAUGAUGGACCGGGCUUGUGUCUGCAAAUUGUGCCGGUACGCCUGCCACAGGAAGUGCUGCUCCAAGAUGGCCACCAACUGUAGUAAAAAGUAUGAUCCAGAGCUGUCGCCUCGUCAGUUCGGCGUGGAGCUUUCGAGGCUGACUAGCGAAGAGCGUGCCGUGCCCCAAUUAGUGGAGAAGCUCAUCAACUACAUCGAGAUGCACGGCCUCUACACGGAGGGCAUCUACAGGAAGUCGGGCUCCACCAAUAAGAUCAAAGAACUUCGUCAGGGGCUAGACACAGAUGUGGGCAGUGUGAACUUGGACGAUUACAACAUCCAUGUCAUCGCCAGUGUGCUCAAGCAGUGGCUCCGUGACCUGCCCAGCCCACUUAUGACCUUUGAACUCUACAAAGAGUUCCUCAGAGCCAUGGGUCAAGCGGACAAGCGAGAGGUGAUUCGAGGAGUGUAUUCGGUCAUCGACCAGCUGAGCCGCACGCACCUCAGCACGUUGGAGCGCCUCAUCUUCCACCUGGUCAGGAUUGCACUGCAGGAAGAGACCAACAGAAUGUCAGCCAAUGCCCUCGCCAUCGUCUUCGCUCCCUGUGUCCUUCGCUGCCCUGACACCAUCGACCCCAUGCAGAGUGUCCAAGACAUCAGCAAGACGACGGCGUGCGUGGAGUUGAUCAUCAACGAGCAGAUGAGCAAGUACAAAGCUCGACUUAAGGACAUCAACAGUCUGGAGUUUGCAGAGAGCAAAGCUAAGAGUCGAUUGACACACAUCAGGAGGUCCAUGCCUGGCUCCGCCAGACUGAAGGGCAAAAGCCGGGUUCGCCAAAGCGGCAUCCACACGCAAUCUCCGCCACUGAGCCCAAGGGCGCCCCCCGUGCCCGAUGCAGAGAUUACAGAUGCAGGAGGCGAGGAUUCCGCUGAGGCAGGACCGAGCGAGCAGCAGCAGCUUGCCAUGCAGCAAGAGGAACGGAUCCUCGCAGAACAGAUCGAGAGCUUGCAAAAAGAAAAGGAGGAGCUCACUUAUGAGAUGUUGAUCUUGGAGCCGCGCAUGUCAGAUGACGACAAUCCUGAAUCUGAAGCCUCCAUCGGCACGGCGGACAGCUCAGAGAACAUCACCAUGGAAACAGAGGGCGCCACCUCAGAGCCUUCUGAGUUCGGCACGUCUCGCUCUAGAAAGUCGGAGGCAAAGAGCAGACGAGCUCUUCGCCGUCAGGCCGACUCCCAGGACUCCACAGACUCCGCUUCCACUGUGUCGUCCUCCUAUCAGCCCUCGUCCAGCGCCUCGCUGUCCCCUCACUACCGCUUCCGCUCCUCCUCAUCAGGACCGCUGUUCGCCUCCUACGGCCUGGGUGCAGCAGGAGAGUCUGAGACCGAGCAGAAGGCCUGCAAGAGUCGCCUCCGACUCAGACUGAGCCGUAGCUCACCACGAGAGCCCUCAGGCGGCCACCGGAAGGAGCCGGAGUUUGGCUCGGCGCCCCAGCAGCUGGUUCUGUACGGCAGCAACGAGUUUAUGGUGUGAUGCGGGGACGCCGCUGUCGUGAGGAAGCUGGACAUCACCGGGCUGGGAGGAGGGCACGUCCUCGGGGUUUGGUUGAGGCUGGUCACAGGGUCGCAGGCACCCCCUCCUCCACGCAAGCACUGAGCCAGCGCGUUGCUUGACCCUCCCUCCCCGAAAGACAAAGAAAGAGGUGACGUGUAGUGGGCCGUCUUUCCUCUUCAGCUUCUGGGUGGGCUCAUGAAAAAAUGUAGCCAUAACGUCUCCACUGGUCUGCAACCAGCGCUAAGCUAUGCUAAGCUAAGCUAAGCUUGUCCGCUUGUCACGUUUACACACCAGCCAAGAUGCUGCAUGCUCAUCCAUGACACUUUCUUGUCCAGACAUGGUGAUGGUGAUGAUUAUUAUUAUUAUUAUUAUGUUCCAGAGGAAUAUCAUGUACAUAGAAAGUCUGUGUGUGUAUGAGGGAUGGUUGUGCCUUCCCUCUUUCCGAAGUGUGUCAAAGUCAGGUUUCACUUUUCUUUCCUUUCCUUUCCUUUACUACCUCUCCUGUUUUUUGUUUUGUUUCCUCGUCCCUCCUCCUCUCCUGUUUUUCUUUUCCUUUUCCCUCCUCCUUCCAGAGAAAAAUUGACACGUCCUCUCGUGCACUCUGGAAUAACCAUGGGGGGAGUAAAAAGCAUUUUGGCUUGAUUGAUCAGUGUUAUGACAUCAGGACUUGAAUUUUUAUAUUUGCGUUUUUGCUGUAAAGUAUGUGUUUGGUGUAUUAUUGAUGUUGGACAACACGGUAUAUGUGUGCAAGUUCCGUUCUUCUAUGUUUGACUGCGUGAAUGAAGUAUCAGCUCACAUACACACACACACACACACACACACACUCUUCCAGUGCGGUCCAAUGACAAGGUGUCAUGAUGUCGUGUUUACACACAAAAAGAUGUGAAAUAAAGCAAUCCAGAUGUGAAGUGUAGGCUUUAAUCUUUAAUUUAAGACAAUAAAAUAUUUAUAAGGGAUGUCCAAACUUUUUCCAAGAAUCAAAUGAAUACGGGGAGGGUUUUUUAAAUAUUUUUUUUUUUAGUUGGAAAAAGGAAAUUAAAAAAAGCUAUAUAUUUAAAGAAAAAAGUUUACGUUAUUAU